Molecule: messenger RNA, 1868 nt
Organism: Phaedon cochleariae (mustard beetle)
Lineage: Eukaryota; Metazoa; Arthropoda; Insecta; Coleoptera; Chrysomelidae
Source: the annotation of a GenBank genome assembly
GUUGUCCGACUCACUUGGUGAACUCACAUAAAGUAGCUGAUUGCUGAGUAGCUAUUAUAGUAUACAGUUGGUACACUAAUUAUAUUUACCAAUUAACUUUUUAUAAAUAAUUGCCAUUCCACACUGGUGAACAUGAAGGUGCUAUUGCUGCUUACAGCCCUUUUUGUGGGACACCAAUGCGUUUCCUUCUUUGAUUUGGUCCAAGAAGAAUGGGGAACUUUCAAGUUGACCCACAAAAAACAAUAUGAAAGCGAGACGGAAGAACGCUUCCGUAUGAAAAUCUUCAUGGAGAACUCGCAUAAGAUAGCCAAACACAACAAACUGUACGCCAUGGGACUCGUUUCCUACAAACUAGGAGUGAACAAGUAUGCUGACAUGCUGCACCAUGAAUUCGUCCAAGCUGUGAACGGAUACAACAAGACAAAGAACGUUUUGAGCGGAAUAGAAAUGGACGAUGCCAUCACUUUCAUUCCUCCUGCUAAUGUGAAAAUGCCAGAAGAGGUAGACUGGAGGACCAAGGGAGCCGUGACUGGGGUCAAAGAUCAAGGUCAUUGCGGUUCCUGCUGGAGUUUCAGCGCUACUGGAUCCCUGGAAGGCCAAAAUUUCCGCAAAACAGGCAGACUGGUCUCCUUGUCCGAACAAAAUUUGGUCGAUUGCUCCACCAAAUAUGGCAACAACGGCUGCAAUGGCGGUCUCAUGGACAACGCUUUCCGUUACAUCAGGGACAACAAGGGCAUCGAUACGGAGGCCUCGUACCCGUACAAGGCCGAAGACGAGAAGUGCCACUACCGGCCGCAGAGCAGGGGCGCCGUCGACAGGGGCUUCGUCGACGUCGAGUCGGGCAACGAAAACCAUUUGAAGGCGGCCGUCGCGACGGUGGGACCAGUCUCGGUCGCGAUCGACGCCAGCCACGAGACGUUCCAGCUGUACUCGGAAGGUGUGUACUCCGACCCAGAAUGCAGCUCCGCCGAGCUUGACCAUGGAGUCCUGGUAGUAGGCUAUGGUACCGACGAGAACGGCAACGACUAUUGGCUGGUGAAGAACUCGUGGGGGCCCAGCUGGGGCGCGCAGGGCUACAUCAAGAUGGCCAGGAACAAGGAGAACAUGUGCGGUAUUGCUACCCAGGCUAGCUAUCCUCUAGUUUGAUCACAGCGAGUUUCGUUUGGUUUUUUAGGUUAGGUGAUUUGUUUAGCGAUUUUUUUCUCGAUCAAAGUUGCUGCAAGUUUGACAAAUAGGAACAACGUCUUACAUGGUUUGUUUGGAUUGGAAAGUUGAGACUUCAGCUUCAGAGUGGUUUCAUAAUUAUUCAAAAGGAUGAAAGAAAGCUCAAAGUCGUCUCCACAGUUUUAAUGAUCUAACAAUUUGUUAAGGGGUCAUGCUUCCGACUUAGAAAAAGUCAAUUUUCAGCCCAAGUUAGAGGUUAAUGGAGGUGAAAAUAAUCCAAAAGUGAAUGUUGGUGCCAAUCAAUGCCCAUCAUAGAUUUCAUAAUUAUUCUCUAUCCUUGAAAAAAUAUGUCAUUCUCUUUGAUCAAACAUCAGCUAAGCUUGAAGAGGAUGUUCUCUUAUGGGGUCCAGCGUCCCAAAAUGUCACAAAAACACUCCGCAAAAUACAAUUGAACAAACCUGAUGGGAAGUAAUUUUAUCUGUCAAACUUGCACCAAACCUAUGUAGGUUAGAUUAUUCAUUCAACCUUAUUUUCUAUCGAUCAAAGUAGCUCUCUUUUUAUGAUUUUUUCUCUUUACCAGUCUCUCUGAGUGUAUCUCGAAUAGUUAGUUAGGUUAGGGUAGUAAUUCUGUAGACUUGAAUCGUGUGAUUUUAGGGUUUAUAAUGUUUUUAUGAUAGGCUGUGUCCCUGUUAAUAAACUGCGUC